Messenger RNA from Pundamilia nyererei, 508 nucleotides. Its product is annotated as classical arabinogalactan protein 9-like. The annotation marks the transcript as partial. The transcript has a single exon. NCBI's taxonomy places the organism in Eukaryota, Metazoa, Chordata, Actinopteri, Cichliformes, Cichlidae. The record is from RefSeq and is a predicted model, not a curated record.
AUGACUAACCACAGCUUUGGACCCCUCAGCUCUCUAUCUCCAUCAUCCCUCCGACCAUCAGCUGCUUCUACACCACCACCCAGCCCGCCUAUGGAUCUCGCUACACCGCCACCCACUCCGCCAAUCGAUCUGGCUACUCCGCCAUCCAGUCCGUUGAUCGAGAGCCCGCAUCAGGCCUCAGUGUCUCCGGACGCUAUCCCUCCAACCCCGGCCUCAUCACCUCAAGGAUGGAACUCGCCCAGCCACCCGCAACUAGCCACUAACGGGUGGCAAUCACCGGACCCGAGCCCCUCAAGCACCGCAAUCUCCGGUGCAUCACUGUGGGCCAUGGGCGACCCUGUGUGCCGGGCUCUUUUCCGAGAGUCUGAAGACAUCGAGCCUUUGCCCGCGGACAACGAUGAGGCCGCGAGUCUACUCCCUACUGCUGUGUUUGAACUUAUAAAAUUGACUCUAAAGUUCCUCGUCAACUCCUUGAUCCAGAAACACAGAGAAGAUGUCUGUCAAGGAU